AUGUCUCAUAUACAUAUGAUCAAGAAAUUACAGGCCAAAGGAAACAGUGGGAAAGGGGAAAUUUUUCAAAGAGUGAUGUUUGGAAGAGCUGAAAUCCUUGAAAUCAAAGAUUUUCGCCUCAGGAAGAUUCAGGAAAAUAUACAUGACUUUGAUUGUCUGUGGACAUACGAUGAAAGAAAUGACAAGGAAAUGUCUAUAUCCUAUAACAAAAAUCUCACUGAUGGAAGAGAUCAUCAUAGUAGAAGUGAUGCAGAAAAUGGACCUUUUGAAAGGCACGGAUCAAGCUUUCAGGAUGAAUUGCAGAUGGUACAAUCUGAAGGGAUAAUUUUUGAAUGUAGUCAAGUUGUGACAAACGUCAGCACCUCAGGUUUACCACCUCACAGAACUUGUAAUGUCUGCAAAGGCUUUUCUCAUAAACAUGAGAAUGCUGUUAUGUAUCCUUCAAAACUGUUCCAAGACCAUGAAACACACAAAAAAAGACCUUACAAAUAUAAUGAAUGUGACAUAACCUUUCUUCAGGACUCAGAACUCACUGGACAUCAAAGAAUCCAUACAGGAGGAAAUCCAUAUAAAUGUGACGUGUGUAGCAAGGCUUUUGAUCAAACUACCAAACUUGCCAUUCACUGGAGAAUUCAUACUGGAGAGAAACCACAUAAAUGUGAUGUAGGUGACAAGGCUUUUAUUCAAAUUGGAAACCUUGCAGUUCAUCAGAAUAUUCAUCCUGGAGAGAAACGAUAUAAAUGUGAUGUGUGUGGUCACUGCUUUAAACAAAGUACACACCUUGAAACUCAUCAGAGAACUCAUACUGGAGUGAAACCAUCUAAAUGUGAUGUUUCUGGAAAAGCUUUUAGUCAAAAUGCAAGCCAUGCAGUUCAUCAGAGACUUCAUACUGGGAAAAAACCAUAUAAAUGUGAUGUAUGUGGCCUAUGCUUUAGUCAGAACUCAGAACUUGAAGUUCAUCAGAGAACUCAUAAAGGAGAGAAACCAUAUAAAUGUGAUGAAUGUUGCAAAGGCUUUAGUGAAAUUUCAAGCCUUGCAGUUCAUUGGAGAGUUCAUACUGGAGAGAAACCGUAUAAAUGUGAUGUGUGCGGCAAGUCAUUUAAUCGUACUGGCAAACUUGCUGUUCAUCGGAGAGUUCAUACUGGAGAGAAACCAUAUAAGUGUGAUGUAUGUGGCAAGGCCUUUAUUCAAACAACAGGCCUUGCUGUUCAUCAGAGAAUUCACACUGGAGAGAAACCAUAUAAAUGUGAUGUGUGUGGCAAGGCAUUUAAUUAUACUGGACACCUUGGAGUUCAUCGGAGAGUUCAUACUGGAGAGAAACCAUAUAAGUGUGAUGUGUGUGGCAAGGCAUUUAAUUAUACUGGAAGCCUUGCUGUUCAUCAGAGAGUUCAUACUGGAGAGAAACCAUAUAAUUGUGGUGUAUGUGGCAAGGCCUUUAAUCGAACUUCAAACCUUGCAGUUCAUCAGAGAGUUCAUACUGGAGAGAAACCAUAUAAUUGUGGUAUCUGUGGCAAGGCUUUCAGUGUAAGUUCAAGCCUCGCAGUUCAUCAGAGAGUUCAUACUGGAGAGAAACCAUAUAAAUGUGAUGUGUGUGCUAAGGCAUUUAGUCGUACUGGACAACUUGCUGUUCAUCGGAGAGUUCAUACUGGAGAGAAACCAUAUAAGUGUGAUGUAUGUGGCAAGGCCUUUAUUCAGGCAACAGGCCUUGCUCUUCAUCAGAGAGUUCAUACUGGAGAGAAACCCUAUAAAUGUGAUGUGUGUGGCAAGGCGUUUAGUCAUACUGGAAACCUUGCUUUUCAUCAGAGAGUUCAUACUGGAGAGAAACCCUAUAAAUGUGAUGUAUGUGGCAAGGCAUUUAGUAGAACUACAAGCCUUGCAGUUCAUCAGAGAAUUCAUACUGGAGAGAAACCAAAUAAAUGA
Messenger RNA from Budorcas taxicolor (takin), 1920 nucleotides. RefSeq names its product zinc finger protein 665-like. The record is from RefSeq and is a predicted model, not a curated record. Bases 1 to 1920 code for a protein of 639 amino acids. Lineage: Eukaryota; Metazoa; Chordata; Mammalia; Artiodactyla; Bovidae. The transcript has a single exon.